AUACAAAGCCCAAGCCCCAGCUUAUACACCAGCAGUGUGAAAAAAUAACAUUGAAAGAUAAAUCCUUGGGGGAUUGCAAGCUUUCGCUGUGCGGUUGCGGUCGCUCCCCUUCCCGACUCCGGCCAGAAGCAGCGACGGUGCCGGCAGCCGGUUACUCCACUCGGCGGCGGCCCAUCCUUUCAUGUUUUCUCCUCCAGUCCUACAAAUACAGGACACAACACGCUUGCUCUUGUGAUACUCUAUUAAGAAUGUUUUGCUUGAGGAACUACUGGUCGCCUGCAUUUGCUUCAGUAAAGGAGGGGCCUGUUCGACAUCAUAUAAAGUUUAAUUGUGUAGUGGUUUGUGGUGCCAGGGGUCCAAGACCGAGAUAUCCCCGUGUAUGGAAAACUCGUAAGAAAAUUGGGACUAUUUCCAAGUCACAGAAGCUUGUUGAAUGUAUUAAAGGUCUGUCUAAUGUAAAGGAGGAAGUUUAUGGAGCGCUUGACUCUUUUGUUGCAUGGGAACUGGAGUUUCCCUUGAUAGUAGUAAAGAAGGCACUGAAGAAACUUGAAGACGAAAAGGAAUGGAAACGAAUAAUUCAGGUCAUUAAAUGGAUGUUCAACAAAGGUCAGGGGAAGACAAUGGGGAGCUAUUACACCUUGUUGAAUGCUUUGAUCGAGGACGGACGGAUUGAGGAAGCAGAAGAGUUAUUUAGAAUGGUAUUCUCACGAUAUAUGGAGGGUUUGCCUCGUACAUUUUUCAUGAGAAUUAUUUCUUUCUAUUACAGUGCUGGAGAGCAUGAUAAGAUGUUCGAGAUUUUUGCUGAUAUGGAGGAACUAGGCGUAAGACCAGAUGGUUCUAUUAUCAGGAUGCUAGGUGAUGUAUUUCAAAAGAUAGAGAUGAUGGACAAAUACGAAAAGUUAAAAAAGAAAUACCCACCACCGAAAUGGGAAUAUCGAUACAUCAAAGGCAAGCGCAUUAGAAUUAGAGUUUACCCUGAUAGUAAAACUGAAGAGACGGCAAAAGGAGACCAUGACAAUGAUGAACUCGGAGAGGUAGAAAGUAUACAGCUUGAUAAUGAAUUGGAAGAAGAAGCAAGCUCAGGCCUCGACAGGAGUGUAUUGGACGAUGCAACUUGUGGAGACCUUGAAUAUAUAUAAUUCAGAGCUUCCAUUUGGUUUUUUUUAAUGCCUGCUUAAUCAAAGCGGCCUGGAGCAAAUUGAACCGGUAACAUCCUAGAACCCAUGCCGUUGUACUUCUAAAACACGGGCAUCGAUAUCUUCAGAUCUAUUUUACUUGGAUUGACUAGAAACUAUGUGUCAUGCGUUUUCCCAUCAGCAGUCCUUUUCAUGACAUUGUGGUGAUUUUACCACGAGAUGUGUUCUUCAGAGUUCGGUUACUUGAUUUAUCUGAUUCACAAGCAUGAGGCUCAUGCUUUUCUUGAAA
Messenger RNA from Zea mays, 1425 nucleotides. RefSeq lists its product as uncharacterized. The record is from RefSeq and is a predicted model, not a curated record. The transcript is spliced from 6 exons. Gene Ontology annotation, molecular function: protein binding. Bases 249 to 1139 code for a protein of 296 amino acids. Lineage: Eukaryota; Viridiplantae; Streptophyta; Magnoliopsida; Poales; Poaceae.